Cetraspora pellucida is the source of this 416-nucleotide messenger RNA. The record is from the annotation of a GenBank genome assembly. Lineage: Eukaryota; Fungi; Glomeromycota; Glomeromycetes; Diversisporales; Gigasporaceae.
AUUUAUUUGAAAUGUAUAAUCGAGCAGGACGUAUAAAUGUAGGAAAACGCGAUAAAGAAGGAAAUUUAAAACAUGAUUGUGAUAUUCAGAAAUUUAAAGAUUUAUCAUUUAGAAUUAAAGUUGAAACACUUCCAACCGAAGAAAAUCUUGCACGAAUAUUUUUUUUAAAAAAAGAUAAAGAAGAAGAAAUUCCAAUUCCUGAUGGAAUAACUGUAGUUGAUGUAACUUUUGAAAAUAAUGUAGUUAAAGAUCCUGUUGUAUCUGGCGCUAAUUGGUACUUGGUUACACAUCCAUAUAAAUAUAAUAUAUAUUAUGAUCCUAAAAAAAAUAGAUGUACUCGUGAAUAUAAAAUUUAUUCAUUAAAUGCUGGAAAAGAUUACACAAUUAUAAUUAUAGAAAAACUGAUAAAGUAUUAG